AUGGCUACGACACACAUCUGCGGCUGCAGUGUCAUUUGCUGGUGCUAUGUAUUGCUUUGCUUCGACGCUUUCCUCGGUCUCCUCUUUGCCAUGAAACACUACGAUUUCAACUUGUUCAACCUCCGCGAUAAAGCCGACCGUUCCGAUUUCUUCCAUGCCACAGAUAAAUGCCUCGAUUUGGGUUUGGGUCCGAUCGGGGUCGCCGCCGAAAUGUCCCUCCUUGUCGUCGUCGUUUUGGCCUUUUUGGGAUUGUGCUGCAGGAAAUCGCUUCUUCUGCUUCCAUAUCUCAUUUACAAGUUCUUGAUGAUCUGCCUCACGAUCUACAUGAUUGUCCAGUACAUUAUUCACUUCGACACCUGCAAGAAGUUCCUCUUUGCUCAAGUGAUCGGCCUGGUCGUCUCAUUGUUGAUCUAUUCGAUCGUGGCCGGUGCCUAUCGUCUCAUCAAGUACGACUAUCAAGAAGUCGAUAGACGCUAUCCA
Molecule: messenger RNA, 480 nt
Organism: Mesorhabditis belari
Lineage: Eukaryota; Metazoa; Nematoda; Chromadorea; Rhabditida; Rhabditidae
Source: the annotation of a GenBank genome assembly